CGUUCCUCAGUUAAACUCAGUGCGGCAGAAGCUGACCCGAUGAUGGAUCUGAACAGGAGAGAAAAAUAAACGAGCGAGGGAGUUAGGGAGACAGAGAGAGGGAGAUAGAGGUAGAGGAGAGCUGUCGGACCGUCCUACCCAUCGCUGCUGUAGCCUAGAGGAGGACACGUUCUCGCUGUUCGGUAGCAGCUUUUCAGCAUGACCACCCUGCGUCAGAGAAAGGGCAGCAAGGGGAAGGAGGCAUCCCUGGCGGCUGAAGUUCAGUCCCAGCAGUCCAACUGUUGCACCCAUCACCAUCCAGAGAAGAUCUUACAGGGUGAUUGGUCAUGGAGGGCUAUAAUCUGGACAUCGGUGGGCUGGUCUGUUUCUGUCGGUCUGGGCUUGCUGUGCUGCAUCUACGUUGCUACGCUACAUGAGAACGACUUGUGGUUCUCCAACAUCAAGGAAGUGGAGCGGGAAAUCUCAUUCCGGACGGAGUGUGGACUGUACUACUCUUACUACAAGCAAAUGCUGCAGGCACCAUCCAUACAGGAAGGCCUGUCAGAGUUGAUCCACGACAACUUGACAGAAUCCAAGAGGACCAUUAAUCUGCUGCAGCGGAUGAACAUCUACCAAGAGGUUUUUCUCAGCGUUCUCUACAGAUUGUUGCCUGUUCAGUCAUAUCUGGAGCCAGUGUAUUUCUACAUUUACACAGUGUUCUCGCUCCAAGCUGUGUAUGUGAUCGGUCUGUACCUCACAGCGUGGCUCCUGUCUGGGUCCUGGCUCGCCGGCACGCUCGCUGGAGUCUGGUACAUCCUCAACCGGGUCGAUACCACUCGUGUAGAGUUCACCAUCUCCCUCAGAGAGAACUGGUCUCUGCCCUUCUUUGCUCUUCAGAUCACCGCUAUCACUUGUUACCUCAGGCCUCAGCUCACCGCUUUGCAGCAGAAGGUGAUGGUGUGGUUGAUGUACGUGACGACGUUCUGCUUCUGUCUGACGUGGCAGUUCAACCAGUUCAUUCUGCUCGUUCAGGCCCUCAUCAUUUACACCCUGGACUGUGUCGACCUCUUAACAACCACACAGGUUACAACUCUGUACCUUGUCCAAGUGAGCGGCCUGCUGUCGGUGUGGCUUUUGCAGUUCUGUAAUUCCAUGAUACUAGGAUCACUGGUCCUGAGCUUCAUCGUAUCUGCACUCUUCAUCAGACAUUGCCAGUCUGGUCUGAAGACGGGGAGCCUGCUGCUGCGUCUGGGAAAACUUCUCCUCCACAGCACUUUGGUUCUCUUUCUGACCUUCAUCAUCAACUACCUGACCAAGAAAGCUCUUCAGCUCAGAUCGGACGAACACAUCUUUAAAUUCAUCAAGUCAAAGUUUGCACUGGGGUCGACGAGGGAUUUUGAUGCUAGUCUGUAUCUGUGUGAGGAGGCCUUUGGUCUGCUGCCCCUGGACACACUGGAGCGCCUGGCUGGUACCUUGCUGCUUUACCCCUACGUCUUCACCCUGCUGCUGCUCAGUGGCAUGCUCGCCGUGGCGGCGCUGCAGAACCUGAGGUCUAAAGGAUGUCCAGGAGAUGAGAAAAAAGGAGCUGCAGAGGGACGAGUGGAGGCUCUUCGUCCAGAUGUGGCCUAUAAUCUGCUACACACUCUCCUCUAUGGCCUCCUGGCUUUCAGCACUAUGAGAAUGAAGUAUAUCUGGACCGGCCACAUGUGUGCAGUUGCAGCUUAUGGUGUGUGUGGGUCGGAGCUGUGGACUCUGCUUCUCAAAGUUCUCCACUGCAACUCUAAAGUUUUGUUGAGGCUUGUCAGAUAUGCCAUUCCUCUGCUGAUGAUUGGUUACCUUUAUUACAAGUUUUGGCCUAAGCUGAUGGAGGAGUUAUCAGAGUUGAGGGAGUUCUAUGAUCCAGACACUGUGGAGCUCAUGACCUGGAUUAACACAAAGACCCCCAAGCAGGCGGUGUUUGCUGGAAGCAUGCAGCUCCUGGCCGGCAUCAAGCUGUGCACAGGCAGAGUUCUCACCAACCACCCACAUUAUGAAGAUAAAGACCUGCGGGAGCGGACCAGACAGGUGUAUCAGGUGUACGCUCGGCGGUCUCCAGAGGAGGUGUACGACAUCCUGAGGGCAGUGGGGGCCGACUACGUGGUGCUGGAGAACAGCAUCUGCUAUGAGCGGAGGCACCGGCGAGGCUGCAGACUGAGGGACCUGCUCGACCUGGCCAAUGGACAUAUCAUGGACGGACCCGGAGAGAACGACCCGGACCUCGUCCCCGCCGUCCACCCUCGAUUCUGCGAAGCCAUAAAGACAGAAGGUGUGGCCUACACCACGCUGUUCACCAAGACUUUCCAGAACAAAACCUUCUACGUCUACCGGCUGAAAAAGAAGCGCAAGAAAAGUGCCAAGAACUCGUUGGAUCCCAGCGGGACUCAGUAGGCCGGGAGGCGGAGAAAUGAAACCUCUCUGCACCCUGCUGUGAUCACGAUGAUUAGUUUUCUGUUUUUAUAAACGUUUGGUACCAUGAACUGUGACGUGAGAGCAGCUGGCCGGUCCAGGUUGAAGGUUCUAGUCUCAUUGAGGAACUGAAGCAGAAAACUGGUGCAGAAAGAAAAGAUCAACCAAAGUUUCUCAUUCUAAACAUGAUAGCUAGAUGCUCUGAAAGGUCAAAAUGUUUCUGCGUUCUGACUUAUUUCAGGUAGAAACAGUAAUUGAGUUGUAGACGUUUGGAAAUAUCAAAGAAAUUAAAUUUAUAUCAAGCAGCUCAAACAAUAGCUUAGAUGUUUCUAGAUGCUCCAGAAUCAGCAAGAAUAGAAAUUGUAGUGAGUUUCUAAAAAUCCAGAUGUACUUUUUAAGAAAUGAUGUAGAUGUAACUGAAGACGACUGAGAUUUUAGAUCUUUAAAGACCAGCAAACUGUUUCCAUCAUGAACUAAAUCAUUCCAGUUCUGUGCAGUUCUACAGUGAUGGUGGUCUGAUCAACUACUGGGAUAAACCGGCAGCUGCAUUCUGAAAAUGGCUCCGUUUGAUGAGUGUUUCCAUCCUUAGAAGGAAAAGACGACAGAUGUGAAGAUGUUUCUGUAGACCUUAAAAACCAGAAAACCAACCGGGCCGGUAUAGGCCGAGGCUCUGAUCGCUUCACCAGACCUCUGUCUCAUGAUGUCACGCUACCUAGCUAUGCUAGGCUAAUGCUAGUUAGUUCCUGAAACUAAAGUCACACAUCGGUUUGUUUAGACACCAUGUUUUAUUCUCGCUUUAUCUGCUGUCAGCUUUUCUCCGUACAGACUCUGAAUUCUAAUCGAAGGACUACUGGUGCAAUAUCAGUUGUUUUGGAAUUCCGAGCGGCCGAGAAUAUGU
Molecule: messenger RNA, 3322 nt
Organism: Melanotaenia boesemani (Boeseman's rainbowfish)
Lineage: Eukaryota; Metazoa; Chordata; Actinopteri; Atheriniformes; Melanotaeniidae
Gene: dpy19l3
Product: dpy-19 like C-mannosyltransferase 3
Exons: 19
Coding region: 199-2406 (735 amino acids)
Cellular component (GO): nuclear inner membrane
Molecular function (GO): mannosyltransferase activity
Source: RefSeq, a predicted model, not a curated record